AUGGCCUCCCACGACUACUACAAUGGGCAGCCCUAUCGCAAUCCGACACCCCAGUCAUCCUACCCAGGUUAUAACCCGCAGCCAGCUUCGUACCCAGAGCCGCCCCCGUACAGCUCGCAACAGUAUCUCGGCUCCAAUCCCCAACGGCAGCAAGGCGCGUCGCCCUCGCCCUUCGAGACCGUCUUCGAUGAUCAUGUUUACCCGGCCAGCACACACCAGACUCCAGCUUCGAGUCAGCAGAAUCUUGGCCAUCAAGACACAGCCUAUCACGGCCUAGGUCGAACGCCCUCGGAGGAUACCAUGAACAACAGCAACAACGGCAUCCCUCUCCAGGAUCGGAUGCCCAAGGACUCGGCCGCUGAUGCUACCGAUCAUGUCUACGAGGCACCCCCGCGCAAGAAGGCAAAGAAGGCAGCGGUCCGCUUCGGCGAGCUGGGCAUGUUCGGUGCCAAUAGCAAGAGGAUACCCUGGGUCGUUUAUCUCUUCUCAAUUGUUCAGGUCGGCGUGUUCAUUGGGGAGAUCGUCAAGAAUGCUACAACGACGGGAUCUCCUAUUAUGAUUCACCCCUCCUUCAAUCCUAUGAUCGGACCAUCACCCUAUGUCCUGAUCAACAUGGGAUCCAGAUUCGUGCCUUGUAUGCACAACAUUCCCGCUGUGCAGGGCUCUACCAUUAAGAUUGACUGGCCUUGCCCGAAUACCACGACGAAUGAUGCCGAUGCUGCGUCACAGCAAUGCACUCUUUCCCAAUUGUGCGGUUUUGGAGGCGUUCCCGAGCCCAAGUACGAUGGCAAUGAGGAUCAGAAGCCCGAACCUAACCAGUGGUUCCGCUUUAUCGUUCCGAUCUUCUUGCACGCGGGACUUAUCCAUAUCGGCUUUAAUUUGCUACUGCAACUAACUUUGGGCAAAGAGAUGGAGAGAGCUAUUGGCUCGAUUCGAUUCUUCCUCGUCUAUAUGAGUUCUGGAAUCUUUGGUUUUGUGAUGGGUGGAAACUACGCAGCAACUGGCAUUUCCUCGACUGGAGCAUCUGGAUCAUUGUUUGGCAUUAUCGCUCUGACCUUGCUUGAUCUUCUGUACUCAUGGAAAGACCGCCGAAGUCCCGUGAAGGAUUUGAUGUUCAUCUUCCUCGAUGUCGCCAUCUCUUUCGUUCUCGGUCUUCUCCCCGGAUUGGACAACUUCUCCCAUAUUGGUGGCUUCCUCAUGGGCCUGGCACUGGGUAUCUCAGUCCUCCACUCGCCGAAUUCUCUUCGACGUAGAAUCGGGGAAGAUGCGUCUUAUGCUUCGGUCAAUGCCGGAUAUGUCAACUCAACCUCUCCUAACUUUCUCAGAAACCCGGUCGGAUUCUUUAAGGGUCGGAAGCCGCUCUGGUGGGGAUGGUGGCUGCUUCGCGCUGGUGCUCUGAUUGGAGUUACAAUUGUCUUCAUCGUACUGCUCAACAACUUCUACAAGUAUCACAACACUUGCGGCUGGUGCAAGUAUCUUAGUUGCUUGCCUGUGAACGGUUGGUGUGACAAUAACUUACAGCUCACCAACAAGACUUCAAAGCGGGAUUUUAUUGAAGGAUUUGAGCACAUCGCGAGGCUAUAUGGACCUUAA
Messenger RNA from Phaeoacremonium minimum UCRPA7, 1593 nucleotides. RefSeq names its product putative rhomboid family membrane protein. Gene Ontology annotation, cellular component: membrane. Lineage: Eukaryota; Fungi; Ascomycota; Sordariomycetes; Togniniales; Togniniaceae. Gene Ontology annotation, molecular function: serine-type endopeptidase activity. The transcript is spliced from 3 exons. The coding region runs from base 1 to 1593 and encodes 530 amino acids. The record is from RefSeq and is a predicted model, not a curated record. Gene Ontology annotation, biological process: proteolysis.